AUGCGCCACCGAGGAGAAUGUAAUGGCCGGCAGUCAAAAACAAUAUCAGAAGUUCAAAAUGUCGUAGCUGGAUCGAGCAAGCCGGCGCUCAUCUCGGUUGAUUUUUUCAGGCGCGGUUUUUUGGUCUCUUCCGAGGAUUGUCAACGUGAAGCUGCUGAUGCUCUUCCGAACAGUCUUUAUCAGGCUCUCCCUGGUAAAUAUUUGGAAGAUUUACGGUUUUUUUAUUUUUUCCAGCUGGAGCAAGCAGACAGGGACUUCUUCCACCCGGAAUCCCUCUGGGAGGCCACUCAAGAAUCGGGCAGCCUGCUUUCGGACUGCUUCAUCGGCUAUGACACCAAUUCCGUAUUGGACGCCCACUCCAGGCGACCAAGCUUCGAUUUUGAGUGGUCACCUGAGCAAGUGCUCCAUGUCGAUGACGAUGAAAAAGAUUCCAGUAGCGAUAUAUCAAAAUGGUCAUUUUCUUACGACACAAUGCCAAAUGAUGAUGCGAGAGUUUCAAACAAAUUGGAUGGCGAAAGCGAAGCCACUGAGCCAUCGUGGCUGGAGCAGUUUAUGCACGUGUACGGCGUCAGUGAUUUUAUCAAAAAUGAUGACUUCUCGAUGGAAAGUUGUACAGAUGCUUUGGUGAUUGCACCAAGACAGGAUGUGGGAAUGGUACCAAUGCAUUCGGAGGAGGAGGUGGAAAGCAGUGAAAUUUUUAAUGAGAAAGAGGAUUUACUGCAGCCGCCAGUUUGCAACAGCUCUUCAUUUGAAAGCGAGGAUGGUCGCAUUGGUGCCAAGAAUAUAGGGAACGAUAAGGGAAGGAAGAAAAAACGCAAGAGUGAAAGCAAACCGUUUAGCGGAGACACUGCUGCAUGCAAAACUAUGAGAUUGGCAGAAUUAGACUCAGGAAGAGUUUAUGAUACUGCCGGUAGCAGCAGUGGAAAUUUGCGAAAAUUUUGGAGUAUGGCACUGCCAGCUUGUUCAGAUCGCAGAAAGGAACGAGUAAGAGAACAGAAUCGUAAUGCAGCGAUUCGAUAUCGAGAUAAGCGCCGUCAGAAAGCAAAGCAGAAAAAGGAAGAAUUGCAUGAGCUCGAAUUACGCAAUGUGCAGCUGAAAACGGAACAGAUUUGGCUCGAAAAAGAAGUCACUUAUUUGAAGAAUUUAAUGGCACUCUUAAAGAAUGCAUGA
Gongylonema pulchrum is the source of this 1170-nucleotide messenger RNA. The record is from the annotation of a GenBank genome assembly. Lineage: Eukaryota; Metazoa; Nematoda; Chromadorea; Rhabditida; Gongylonematidae.